Messenger RNA from Lontra canadensis (Northern American river otter), 3693 nucleotides. RefSeq names its product podocalyxin like (gene PODXL). Gene Ontology annotation, cellular component: microvillus membrane; apical plasma membrane. The record is from RefSeq and is a predicted model, not a curated record. The coding region runs from base 1 to 2385 and encodes 794 amino acids. NCBI's taxonomy places the organism in Eukaryota, Metazoa, Chordata, Mammalia, Carnivora, Mustelidae. The transcript has 11 exons. Gene Ontology annotation, biological process: positive regulation of cell-cell adhesion mediated by integrin; negative regulation of cell-cell adhesion; cell migration.
AUGCGCUCCGCGCUGGCGCUCUCCGCGCUGCUGCUGCUGCUGCUGCUGCCGCCGCGGUCGUUCUCCCAGGAAGGUGAGUGGUGGCCCGCGCUCCGCUGCGACCGCACAGUGCCAUUGCGUCCCCAGCCGGGCCGCACCUCGUGGCGGGACCCGGAGCAGCAGCCUCCCAGAGGUUUCUCCAAGCAGCGUGAGCAGUUCGGCUCACUUGAGCCUGUGCGGGGGCAGGGGGAAUUUAGGAUGGGAUGGAAGCCCAACCUCUUCGCGGCACUGCAUGGAACCUUCAGUGGGAAGGGGCCGGUUCUCCGAGAGCGCGCAGAGCAGCCAGGCUUCAGCGUGGGCUUUGACAUGCACCUUUUUGGUGAGAACCUCUUAGCACCCUCCAGAAGGGAGCCCCCCAGAAGGGAGAUGCGCUGUGUCGGGAAGGAUAGGCCUGUUCCCGGGGUGCCAGAACACCCUCCUGCCGACGGAGCAGCUACAGCUGACGGAGCAGCUACUGCGGACGGAGCAGCUACAGCCGACGGAGCAGCUACCGCCGACGGAGCAGCUACAGCCGACGGAGCAGCUACCGCCGACGGAGCAGCUACCGCCGACGGAGCAGCUACAGCCGACGGAGCAGCUACCGCCGACGGAGCAGCUCCAGCCGACGGAGCAGCUACCGCCGACGGAGCAGCUACCGCCGACGGAGCAGCUACCGCCGACGGAGCAGCUACCGCCGACGGAGCAGCUACCAACGCCGGAGCAGCUACCGCCGACGGAGCCGCUACCGCCGACGGAGCCGUUACCGCCGACGGAGCAGCUACCGCCGACGGAGCAGCUACCGCCGACGGAGCAGCUACCGCCGACGGAGCAGCUACAACCGCAGCUCAGCCCCUUGUAGCACCGGCAGCCGGUAUUGAAGGGGGGACUCACGGGAAGGAGACUGGAUCACGCACAGCCCCAGCAACCACAGCCCCAGCAAACACUGAGCAAACGAAGACGACCACUGUCACCAGCGGAGGAUCCCCAAUAGCACCCAGCGGCUCAGGGGCGACGACAGCCACACCCCAAACGGCCGCUGACAAGGACGGGAAGGCCUCCAGCAACCCCAGUGUAGCUAGUGAUGGCUCAGAGGAUAGCCAAGGUUUCAACAAGACGACAGUCUCCUCAACCACUCACACCGUGAAGCCCGAAGGCACCCGCAGCCCCGCAGCCGGAGCGGGAGCCGGGGAGGCCCAUGGUGGUCCCGCCAGCAGCACGACCCCUGGGGGCGGGAAACAGGCUGCUGCUGCGCCUGCAGACCCGCCCAGCACCUCCAGCCCCGCUUCUUCUCUUCCUGCCGGCGCCACCCCAACAAGCCCACACCAAGCAAGUACAAGCCCUGGUCCUUCGAAGCCUCCGGUGAGCCAUUCUGACAAAAUCCCCACGGCAGCUCCCAGUAGUUCAGGCACGAAGGCGGGCCCCAGCUCCACGUCCCACGGGACACUUCCCACAGCAACAUCACUGGUUCCCUUACAAGGAGAUCUGCAGAAAUCCAGCGUGAUACCAGCUGUCACUGGGACCUCUUCGGCCAUCACUGGGACCUCUUCUUUCACCACUGGGAUCCCUUCUUUGGAGACUUCGCAUCCUGCAGGCCCUUCAUCAGGACCUGUGGCCACAUCUCCUGUCGAGGGAUCCAGAAGCUCCAGCACCCAGUUGACUUCAGUUGCCCCUCGCGUCCCCAGCGUCCCUCCUUCCUCGGCUCAUGUGGAUGACAGGAUAAAGUGCGAAUCUCCUGGAGGGCUAACUGACAAGAUGCUCAUACUGAACUUGACGAAAAUGAGCCUCUGUGCGGGGAACAGCAGUUCAGAUGACAAACUGGUCACACUUCUGUGCCGAGCAGCAAAAGCCACCUUCAACCCAGCUCAAGACACGUGCCAUAUACUGCUGGUACCUGUUCAAGACUCCCAGGCAGUGGCGAUCAAAGAAAUCACGGUGCAGACAAACCUCCUGCCCGGGGACGUGUAUGAGUCGCUGAAAGACAAAUGGGAUGAGCUGAAAGAGGUGGGAGUCAGUAACAUGAAGCUCGGGGACCAAGGGCCCCCCGAAGAGACCGAGGACCGGUUCAGCAUGCCUCUCAUCAUCACCAUUGUCUGCAUGGCGUCCUUCCUGCUCCUGGUCGCCGCCCUCUACGGCUGCUGCCACCAGCGCCUCUCCCAGAAGAAGGACCAGCAACGGCUAACAGAGGAGCUGCAGACAGUGGAGAAUGGUUACCAUGACAAUCCCACGCUGGAAGUGAUGGAGACCUCAUCCGAGAUGCAGGAGAAAAAGGUGGUCAACCUUAAUGGGGAGCUGGGGGACAGCUGGAUCGUCCCUCUGGACAACCUGGCCAAGGAUGACCUUGACGAGGAGGAAGACACGCACCUCUAGUCAGGUCCGCAGGCAGCCUCCAACAGGACCACAGGGCUCCAGACUGAACCACCUCAAGUGCCAUUUGGACAGGGGAGGAAAAUCCUUCCCAGCUGAGGGAAAGGUGGGGGAGGGAAGCAGACUUGGAGGGUCCCUCCUCCCAAUCCCCACAGGGCCUUAAUUUUCCCUUGUCAAACUGAACCAAUCACAUUCUGUCUAGAUUCCUCUUGUAAAAUAACCCACUAGUGCCUGAGCUCAGUGCUGCUGGAAGACGAGAGGGAGUGCACCCACGUGGUCAUCUGGUAGAAUCCCUUCAGCUCACAUCCGAGGGUACAGAGGCCCGAUGGAAACACAGAUCCCCGAUUCGGUGUCGUGCGCUUUCCUGCCACGCCCCACUGCUGCCAUCGCUACCGCCUCCCCUCAGAGCUGCUCCCAGUGGGGUGAAGCUCGCAGUCGAUGUGACAAUGGAUGGGACGGAUGGGAUGGAAGGGACGGCAGGGCCAGAUCCUGUCUCCAGGGCAUCGGAUUCCUUCCAAGUACAGGUCCCCAGCCUCGCCUGCCAGUGUGUCCGUCCCCUUUGUGCUUGCCCCGCCCCCCACGCAGUCUGUAGCCCCCCUCUGUCCUAGGGCCUCUGGGACUCACACCGUCCCUUCGUGGCUUCGAAGCCCUUGCUCCGGAUUCUGGCUUCCUUGCAUCUGCUUAGGGACCUUGAGACUUAACCCACACAAGACUCCAGUGUGAACGAGGUCUGCUUCAGGGAUCCUUUUACAGGUGAAGAGAAAAGGGGAGGCCCUUCACCCCCAGGAUGGGUCCUGGCCCAUCACCCAGGGCAGGAACUCCUUUGGCCUCCCACUCCCACCGGGGACUGAAAUCUGCAGCAGCUAUGAAAAAGUGUUUCUGUUGUUCACUGCUCGGUCGGUGGGGUGAGGCCCCAAGUUCAGAGAUCCCCCUGAUAUCCAGCAAGAGAGAGCCAUAGCUGUAGGGCAGACUUUCCCAGGGCCCAGUCCACAGAGUGGUGUUUCACCAGACAAUCGAUCGACGCGGUUAGGAAGGAUAGGCUUUACUCUCUGUUCCAGAGGAAACUCAGGGACUUUUCAAGUUGCUGAGAGUUUUGUUGUAUUUGUUUUUCAUCCAGCCCUCUACUGCCACAAGCCAAAGCUCCAACUGCUGGGAGACCUUUCAGUUAACUAAUCUUAUUGACUCCUGGUUCUCCUGUGCUGUAGGGCUAGAAAGGCCUAGAAAGUGUGAUGCAUUUUAAGGUGCUCAGGAGCAGCCUGGGGGUGCCUGUGGGGUUCCCAGUGACCUCUCACUGUUCGGGCAUGCAGCUGG